This is a messenger RNA of Phaeodactylum tricornutum CCAP 1055/1, 1505 nucleotides long. RefSeq lists its product with no specific name. Bases 144 to 1505 code for a protein of 453 amino acids. Gene Ontology annotation, molecular function: glycosyltransferase activity. The transcript has 3 exons. Lineage: Eukaryota; Bacillariophyta; Bacillariophyceae; Surirellales; Neidiaceae. The record is from RefSeq and is a predicted model, not a curated record.
GGGGAACGGACCAACCACCAUGGUGAGGAGAUGCGCCAAACCAGAAAACAGAAAUCCUACUAGUACAAGCGGUUCUUGUCCUCUUCUCGAUUGACGUAUUGUUUCCUGGUGCGCUCUCGUGCAGAGUUCUUUUUUCGUUCCGAAUGCUUUCAAGGCGGACUGGGUUGACCAGCCAAUCGGCUGCGGCAAGCCCACGGCUCGUUCCGACCCCCUUGUCCAAAGCCCGCCGGAAAAUUUCUGCCAGGAACGUUAUUCUUGCUGUGAUUGCACUUCCUAUCGUUCUGUCUGGUCUUAUUCUACUCGCGGGUCUGUGUUUGUACCGAGCGCAGCACGCAGCAGAACGAUCCAAGGCCCUGGCUUCCACGACACAACGAUCCUCCCCUAGCAUCAUUGCGAUCGACGAUAAGGAUGUCAAAUAUCACGUGAUUUUUUCUACGGGCUGUUCGGCCUAUCAGGAUUGGCAAAGCUUCGUCUUUUUUCAUCGUGCUUGGGUUGUCAAGCAACCCGGCAUUGUCACACGCGUUGUCUCGGGAUGUAACCCCGAAGAUCAAGCGACCCUCCAAAGCUUCUUCGACUCUAUGAUUCUACCCAUGGCACCGGAACGCUUUCGGAUACAUUUUACUCCGGAUUUCAGUAGAGUGAAGCCUGGGACAAACUACAAAUACUUCAACAAACCAUUUGGUACCAAGCACUGGUUAGAAAGUGCACUAGGAUUCCCUGACAAUCCAAUCGAUGAGGAUUCCAUCGUCAUUCUCAUGGAUCCGGAUCAACUGAUACUGCGACCUUUUCGCGACAACGACUUCAGCAACUCGCGGUGGAUGUUUAUGGCAAAAAGCUCGACACCGCGGACCCGUGUUGCUCACGGAGCACCUAUGGGGCAGUUGUACGGCUUUGGACUGCAGUGGAAAGACAAAGUUGAUAUUACCAAGGUCGCUCCAGCCAAUGAGCUUCCUUCGCCGAUCGAGACCAUGUCCAAUCUAGACGCCCGGGCCGGCUACGGAGUGGGGCCACCAUAUAUUGCCACGGCAAGGGAUAUGUACACUAUCGCGUCCAAGUGGUCCGAAUUUGCUCCGGCGGUACACGAUCAAUACCCCCACCUUUUGGCGGAAAUGUUUGCCUACUGUCUGGCAGCGGCUCAUUUGAAACUUUCGCACCAGACGGCCGCCUCGUUUAUGAUCAGCGAGACAAAGAUGGGAAAUGGAGAAGGGUGGAAUUACAUUGCCGACAUUCCCGACGAGCAGCUAUGUCGCCGCGAUUUGGAUGACGCGUCUUGGCCCAACCUAUUGCAUUAUUGUCAGCGUUACGCAUGGGGUCCCUACUUUUUUGGCAAGAAUCGCUUUCCCAAAGACUUCUUGUCGUGCGACAACCCCCUAUUGGCCGAACCCCCCACGGAUUCGGUGUCCUUUCUGAGCCAGUUCAACCAUCCCCAAUUCCCGGACGGAAGCCACAAAAGCUUUGAUGCACGACAAGCCAAAAACAACGUUUUUAUACUCUCAGUGCGGUGA